Molecule: messenger RNA, 1005 nt
Organism: Candidozyma auris
Lineage: Eukaryota; Fungi; Ascomycota; Pichiomycetes; Serinales; Metschnikowiaceae
Exons: 1
Coding region: 1-1005 (334 amino acids)
Source: RefSeq, a predicted model, not a curated record
AUGACUCUGUCCUACUCUACGAACAGCAUCCGAACCAAGUUCGGCGACUUGUCUUUAGAAUCGGCCCAGGAACGUCUUUCGCCGAAGGAAAAGUCAUUGCUAACCAAAUCUCUAGCACAGGAGGACAGAGGAGGGAUGUCGAUUUCUCCACAGCAACAUGCUAAGCAGACCUCGAUACUAGAAGGUGAUGCCAAACUCACCGAUGACCAUCCAGAGCCUGAGCUUCUUGCCACCUCUGUGGGCAAAGACAUCGACGGAAGGCUCAUUCCAAGUUCUUCCACCAUUUCGCUUUUAUCGUUGAAUGCCAACGGGAAUUUGAGCUCGGCUGCCACUCAGUACUCCGGAUUUCCUCAUUUCAUCGACAGAAAGAACUCACAUGGCAGUGGACUAGUGCUGCGAAAUUCCCUAACGCAUUUGAGCCACCAAAGGCUACAGCCGUACCAUAAAUUGACGAGUCUGACUUCGCAAAACCAGGAAAUGGCUUGCGCUCACACUCAAAGCAUACCUUUAAUCAGGAACGCCGGCUCGAUGCUUCUGACCCCAGACUCGCCCAACUUAGAUCCCGUCUCUUUAGGAGGAUCUCCAUCGAGAUUCUGGCUUGCAUCACAGACACCACCAAAGUCGCUCUCUGGCUCCUACAAUAAGCGCAGCUGCACACUACAAUUGAGUCAAUUGCACUCCAACCCAGCCAGCACUGUCCCUGGAACAUCUUCCAGCGGCGCCACCAGCAUUAACACCUCGAGGCCUCCACUGAGAGCAUUUCGUGGAGACGAUUCACCUACGCUAAAUCCAGUACAAACACCUCUUGAAGAUUUACCCAUGACUCCUCUUUACCUCAACUCCGAGGCCGACCUGUAUUUUGUUUACAGUAAUGGUCACGGGAGAGAUCAGCUGAUCAAACGAGAUCUCUUCCAAUACGAUGAAGAGGAGUCCGAAGAAGAUGCAGUGAAUGAAGGGUGUGAGGAGGUGCUACAAUACAAUGAACAGGAGGAGCCGCAAGGCUAG